ACAUCCUACAGUCCUUAAUGCAACAACAUCCGGGAGUGACUAAUAUUGCAACGAGGGAGGUCUAAAAUGAAUUGACCAAUAGCGCUUCAGUGGAUAACUGAUAAAGUAAUGCUGUCUGCAUAAUGUUGGAGGCAAUCGGACUUCUGGUGUUGACCGGUGUGCUAUGGGGCUGCACCAACCCCUUCAUCCGCCAGGGUACGAAGGGACUCCGUGACGUCACCGCCACCACAGUGCAAGGACAGAUCUGGGCUGAAAUCACCUUCCUGCUUGGGAAUUGGAAGUACGUGUUGCCGUGGCUGGUGAACCAGACAGGCUCGCUGAGCUACCUGGCGGCCUUGCAGCGCGCCCCCCUCUCAGUGGUGGUGCCCACCGCCAACAGCCUCGCCUUCGUCUGCACCGCACUCACCGGCGUCGCCGUCGGAGCUGAGGAACCUCUUGAUGCAAAGUCCAUAGCUGGCAUCGUGUUAAUCAUGCUGGGUACAGCUCUUUGCUGCUUCGAGGAUAACAGUUGACGCUCCAACAUACUAAUAGGUAAUAACUGCCUUUAAAACCCCCAACAUGUACUAA
Molecule: messenger RNA, 567 nt
Organism: Spodoptera littoralis (African cotton leafworm)
Lineage: Eukaryota; Metazoa; Arthropoda; Insecta; Lepidoptera; Noctuidae
Source: the annotation of a GenBank genome assembly